Molecule: messenger RNA, 8196 nt
Organism: Mus caroli (Ryukyu mouse)
Lineage: Eukaryota; Metazoa; Chordata; Mammalia; Rodentia; Muridae
Gene: Tiam1
Product: TIAM Rac1 associated GEF 1
Biological process (GO): small GTPase-mediated signal transduction; activation of GTPase activity
Cellular component (GO): plasma membrane; cytosol
Molecular function (GO): protein binding; guanyl-nucleotide exchange factor activity
Source: RefSeq, a predicted model, not a curated record
GCGAGCGGGCCGAAGGACUGAGCAGCGCCGCUGCCGUCGGGUUCGCAGCUCUGCAGCGCCGCUAAGGCUUCGGCGCCCGCAGCCCCAGGGGCCCAGCGGCCCCGCUUUGUGCCCGGCCAGGUCUCCAAGAUCCUGGGUGAACGUCACGGGUUGAUGGCGACUUCUGGGUGCUGACCCUGUCCGAAGCUUGAGCUUCAAAUGGUAGAACCACUGCGGACUGAAACCCACCUUUCCAGAUCUGAAAGGAAGGCUGAGGAAGAGGAAGGGAGGGGACAGUCCCGGAGACAAGUCUAGUCCCUCACUCAGGACUUGAGCAGCACCUUCAGAUGGCACCUUUGGAGAUCUUGACCAAGGCUCUUCUGUUUGGCCUGGGGUUUCUGGCGCAUUCUCCCAGACUCAGGUGAGACCCCGAUGGGCACCCCGUGGGGCAGGUGCUGACACACGCCCCAACUCCAGCCACUGACACCAUUGCCAGCCUCAGUCUCUAAAUGCCACACCGCUCCUGGGGCCAGUUGGGCUGGGCACCACUGUUGCCUUUGAAGACCAUAAAACCAUGGGAAACGCAGAAAGCCAAAAUGUAGACCACGAGUUUUAUGGAGAAAAGCAUGCCAGCCUGGGGCGGAAGCACACUUCACGCUCCCUGCGGCUGUCACACAAGACCCGGAGGACACGGCAUGCUUCCUCCGGGAAGGCUAUCCACAGGAACUCUGAAGUGAGCACCCGGUCCAGCAGCACGCCCAGCAUCCCCCAGUCCCUGGCUGAAAAUGGCCUGGAGCCCUUCUCCCAAGAAGGCGCCCUAGAUGACUUCGGGGACCCCAUCUGGGUGGACCGAGUAGAUAUGGGCUUGAGACCCGUAUCUUACACCGAUUCUUCCGUCACUCCCAGCGUAGACGGCAGCAUCGUCCUCACUGCAGCCUCCGUGCAGAGCAUGCCAGACUCAGAGGAGAGCCGGCUUUACGGGGAUGACGCUACGUACUUGGCUGAGGGAGGCAGGAGGCAGCGUCCCUAUACAUCCAAUGGGCCCACAUUCAUGGAGACGGCCAGCUUUAAGAAGAAGCGCUCCAAAUCUGCAGACAUCUGGCGGGAGGACAGCCUGGAAUUCUCACUCUCAGAUCUGAGCCAAGAACAUUUAACAAGCAACGAAGAAAUCUUGGGUUCCGCGGAAGAGAAGGACUGCGAGGAGGCUCGGGGGAUGGAAACAGAGGCGAGUCCCCGGCAGCUCAGCACCUGUCAGCGAGCCAACUCCCUGGGUGACUUGUAUGCUCAGAAAAACUCUGGGGCGAAGGCUAACGGAGGACCUAGGAACAGAUUCUCAAGCUACUGCCGGAAUUUGGUGUCGGAUAUUCCCGACCUUGCAAAGCAUAAGAUGCCACCGGCUGCUGCCGAAGAGACUCCUCCAUACAGUAAUUACAACACGCUUCCCUGUAGGAAGUCGCACUGUCUUUCCGAGGGUGCCACCAACCCACAAAUUAGCCUUAGCAAGAGCAUGCAAGGCAGAAGAGCAAAAACCACCCAGGAUGUUAACACAGGCGAGGGCAGCGAGUUUGCGGACAGUGGGAUCGAAGGGGCCACCACCGACACGGACCUCUUGUCUAGGAGAUCCAAUGCCACCAACUCAAGCUACUCGCCCCCCACAGGCCGAGCCUUUGUGGGCAGCGACAGCGGCAGCAGUUCAACGGGGGAUGCUGCACGCCAGGGGGUGUACGAGAACUUCAGGCGGGAACUGGAGAUGAGUACCACCAACAGUGAGAGCCUGGAGGAGGCUGGCUCUGCGCACAGCGAUGAGCAGAGCAGCGGAACCCUCAGCUCCCCGGGCCAGUCGGACAUCCUGCUAACGGCAGCGCAGGGCACUGUGCGGAAGGCUGGAGCGCUGGCAGUCAAGAACUUCCUGGUACACAAGAAGAAUAAGAAGGUGGAGUCGGCUACCCGGAGGAAGUGGAAGCACUACUGGGUGUCCCUGAAAGGUUGCACACUCUUUUUCUACGAAACUGAUGGCAGGUCUGGGAUAGACCACAACAGUGUCCCCAAGCACGCUGUCUGGGUGGAGAACAGCAUCGUGCAGGCUGUGCCUGAGCACCCCAAGAAAGACUUCGUCUUCUGCCUCAGCAACUCCCUGGGUGACGCCUUCCUCUUCCAGACCACGAGCCAGACAGAGCUGGAGAACUGGAUCACCGCCAUCCACUCUGCCUGCGCAGCUGCCGUCGCAAGGCACCACCACAAGGAGGACACGCUCCGCCUCCUCAAGUCGGAAAUCAAGAAGCUGGAGCAGAAGAUCGACAUGGACGAGAAGAUGAAGAAGAUGGGGGAGAUGCAGCUGUCUUCCGUCACCGACUCGAAGAAGAAGAAGACCAUCCUAGACCAGAUCUUCGUUUGGGAGCAGAACCUCGAACAGUUCCAGAUGGACCUGUUCCGAUUCCGCUGUUACCUCGCCAGCCUCCAGGGCGGGGAGCUGCCAAACCCCAAAAGGCUGCUUGCUUUUGCGAGCCGGCCCACGAAGGUGGCCAUGGGCCGCCUUGGGAUCUUCUCCGUGUCAUCUUUUCAUGCCCUGGUGGCAGCCCGGACUGGUGAGAUCGGAGUGAGAAGGCGUACUCAGGCCAUGUCCAGGUCUGCAAGCAAGCGAAGGAGCAGGUUUUCUUCUCUCUGGGGCCUAGACACUACCUCCAAAAAGAAGCAGGGACGCCCAACCAUCAACCAGGUGUUUGGAGAGGGGACUGACGCUGUAAAGAGAUCUUUAGAGGGAAUAUUUGAUGACACUGUUCCAGAUGGCAAGAGGGAGAAGGAAGUGGUCUUACCCAGUGUCCACCAGCACAACCCCGACUGUGACAUUUGGGUCCAUGAAUAUUUCACUCCAUCCUGGUUCUGUCUACCCAACAACCAGCCAGCCUUGACGGUUGUCCGGCCAGGGGACACUGCGAGGGACACCUUGGAGCUCAUUUGCAAGACACAUCAACUGGAUCAUUCAGCCCAUUACCUGCGCCUGAAAUUUCUAAUGGAGAACAGAAUGCAGUUCUACAUCCCGCAGCCUGAGGAGGACAUUUACGAGCUGCUUUACAAAGAAAUUGAAAUCUGUCCAAAAGUCACCCAGAAUAUCCACAUUGAGAAGUCAGACACGGCCGCUGAUAAUUACGGGUUUUUGCUUUCUUCUGUGGAUGAAGAUGGCAUUCGAAGGCUCUACGUGAACAGUGUCAAGGAAACCGGGUUAGCUUCCAAGAAAGGCCUGAAGGCGGGGGAUGAGAUUCUCGAGAUCAAUAAUCGUGCUGCUGGUACCCUGAACUCAUCUAUGCUCAAAGAUUUCCUCUCACAGCCCUCCCUGGGCCUCCUGGUGAGGACCUACCCUGAGCCAGAGGGAGGCGUGGAGCUGCUGGAGAACCCUCCGCACCGAGUGGACGGCCCUGUGGACCUUGGCGAGAGCCCCCUCGCCUUCCUCACCAGCAACCCAGGGCACAGCCUCUCCAGUGAGCAGGGCAGCAGUGCUGAGACAGCUCCGGAAGAGGGCGAAGGACCGGACUUGGAGUCUUCUGAUGAGACAGAUCACAGCAGCAAGAGCACAGAACAGGUUGCAGCGUUUUGCCGGAGUCUGCACGAGAUGAGCCCCUCUGACUCAAGCCCGUCCCCUCAGGAUGCCACAAGCCCUCAGCUGGCAACCACACGACAGCUGUCGGAUGCGGAUAAACUGCGUAAGGUGAUCUGUGAACUGCUGGAGACUGAGCGCACCUAUGUGAAAGACUUAAACUGCCUCAUGGAGAGAUACCUGAAGCCCCUGCAGAAGGAGACCUUUCUCACCCAGGAUGAGCUUGAUGUACUUUUUGGAAAUUUAACCGAAAUGGUGGAGUUUCAAGUCGAGUUCCUUAAAACUCUAGAAGAUGGAGUAAGACUGGUCCCUGACUUGGAGAAGCUUGAGAAGGUUGACCAGUUCAAGAAAGUGCUGUUCUCUCUGGGGGGAUCCUUCCUGUACUACGCAGACCGCUUCAAGCUCUACAGUGCCUUCUGUGCGAGCCACACAAAAGUCCCCAAGGUCCUGGUGAAAGCCAAGACGGACAUGGCCUUCAAGGCAUUCCUGGAUGCCCAGAACCCGAGGCAGCAGCACUCGUCCACCCUCGAGUCUUACCUCAUCAAACCCAUCCAGAGGGUCCUCAAGUACCCGCUUCUGCUCAGGGAGCUGUUUGCACUGACCGAUGCGGAGAGUGAGGAACACUACCACCUGGACGUGGCCAUCAAGACUAUGAACAAGGUCGCCAGUCACAUCAAUGAGAUGCAGAAGAUCCACGAAGAGUUUGGUGCUGUGUUUGACCAGCUGAUUGCUGAGCAGACGGGAGAGAAGAAAGAGGUUGCAGAUCUGAGCAUGGGUGACCUGCUCUUGCACACCAACGUCAUCUGGCUGAACCCACCCGCCUCACUGGGAAAGUGGAAAAAGGAGCCAGAAUUGGCAGCCUUCGUCUUCAAAACGGCCGUGGUCCUUGUGUAUAAAGACGGUUCCAAGCAGAAGAAGAAACUUGUUGGCUCUCACAGGCUGUCAAUCUACGAGGAGUGGGACCCUUUCCGGUUUCGCCACAUGAUCCCUACCGAAGCUUUGCAGGUCCGAGCUCUGCCCAGUGCAGAUGCAGAGGCGAAUGCGGUAUGCGAAAUUGUCCACGUGAAAUCAGAGUCAGAAGGGAGGCCCGAGCGGGUUUUCCACCUCUGCUGCAGUUCCCCAGAGAGCAGAAAGGACUUUCUGAAGUCUGUACAUUCGAUCCUGCGAGAUAAACACAGAAGACAGCUCCUCAAAACGGAAAGCCUUCCCUCAGCCCAGCAGUAUGUCCCCUUUGGAGGCAAGAGAUUAUGUGCGCUUAAAGGCGCCAGGCCAGCCAUGAGCAGGGCAGGUACUGUGGGGAUUCAGACCUACAAGAUCCCUGUCACCCCAGCUCCACUGUAGGUCUCCAGGGGGCAGGAGUUAGGCAUGGUCUUGGGGGUGGGGGGCUGAUGUAAGUAGGGUCUUCUUCUGUGGUGUGAGGCUCAUGCCUUGUCUCCUUCCUGAUGGGUUCUGGGGAACCUUCCCUUUGCUUGCGGUUCUUCCCUUACCUCAGCCUUCCCUCGCUGCCUCCCCUUUGGCUGGUAUGCUCCUCUCUCAUUGGCCAACCCAAUGCAUCCUCUUUUGGAAGGGGUUCUCUUAGCCUGCUUGUGGAAUGAGAGUCACUGCUUGGCAUGGCAGCCAGCUUUGUUCAGUAGAAAGCAGUGAGUUGAGGUCAGCAAGGUCAUAGCCCCCUCUACUGAGAACACCGUGACUUCCCAGUCUAGCGGAAGACACAGCCCGUUCUCAGUGAGGAUGCGGACGUGCUCUGGCAUGGUAGGCCAGUUGAUGCUGCAGAAGUUGACCCUCACUUCGUGCCUGUAACUUUAGUUUCAGCCUCUGGGUUAGUUUAGGGAAGGUUUCAGCUGCUACUGGGAAAGAAGAAAGUGGAGUUUAACUGGUUCCCAGUAAAUUCCCUUGGAGCACUUGUCCCAUGUCUCUGGAGCAAAGGAGGAGGAACACCAUUGCCACCAUGUGCAGAUGGCAAUAGAGCAAGGCCAGAAGAGUGGUAUUUUCCCAAUGCUGGACUUACAGAGAGCCAUCCACAUCCUUGCCCUCCUAAGAUGCAGCCCAGAAUUUUUCAGGAAGGAGUCCAGUAGAAUAAAUUUCCUUUACACGCAGGCAAACAAACAAACAAACCGAUUUCUACUUUUGACACAGUCACCUCCCCACCAGUCCUCAGUCGUGUUGCAGAGAUGCAGGAAGAGCUGUGACGUCAUAGGCAUAACCUACCAACCCUGACUCGGCCUGUUACAAUCUUAGGUACCUUGAGAUUGACUAAUGGAUGUCGGUGGAGGCUACCUGAAGUCUGUUCUCCAUUCAGUUGAUAUGCUGAUUGAAAACCUAGAACCCAGAAUCCCAGACCCCAAAACUGCAAGGUUCUCCAAACAGCCUGAGAGUCAUGCAUACAUCCAUGCCCACGGCCUCUCAGGGAGUACUCUGUAAAAACAGGCUGUUGUUUCAUGGCAAGAGAGAAAUUUGUUGAAGUAUUUUUUGUGCUCCUCUUGUUUGCUGAGGGGUGUUUAAUUGGGAAAUAUGCACCAAUCUCAGGGACCCUAACUACCAGUGGCUCUUGCUGUUAACUUAGGAACCUAAAUUCAAAAGUGCAUUUACAUAAAACAAAACAAAACAAAUCCAAAACACAUAUGCACUCACAUUUUGUCCAUAGGAGGUAGCAAAGUUUUUCUCCUGAGAUGAUCUUAGAAAUAAAAAACAAACAAACUCAUUACCUGCUAUAAACCAUUACAAAUGCCAAGAGAAAGCCUCAACAUGACAGCCUGUUGGAUUUGUACAACUGAAAGCAUAUUUCUUUGUUUGUUUUCCUGCCAGAGGGCUCAUUUUUUGGCUGAAAAUUGUUUCUAUCCACCCUGCCUUUGACGUAACUCACUACCAUUGGAGUAUGUGUGUUCCACAAUUUCCAAAAUGGAGCGCCAGUGGAUCAGUCAAAGACUGCCUCUCUGAGACGGAGAGAGACCCACUAAUGCCAUCUAGCUUAUUAAAUGGCCUUUUCAUAAAAGGCAGACAAUCACAACACACUCUGCAUUUCUCAAGACCCGUGUGCAGUCUGGAGAGCGUAAAGACAAAUACCCCGCCUCCAUACUUACUCUAAAGUGGGAUUACUUCGGCCAAUAACCGACCUAAAAUUUCUCAUAGUCUAUAAUCUUUUUAUGGAAAAUCUGAGGCUUAUGGAGCAGCUAAAAGAAUCUAUCCCUAUAUCUAUAUUCCAUAAUUAGUAUUUUGCUCUAUUUUCACUGUUGCCCACCCAUCUGCCAUCUGCGUGCACCAUCUUACCUUGGCACGUUUCAGAGCAGCAGCAUGACUGCACUUGGCCCCUAAAUCCCACCAUGAAGGCCAUGCUCACGUUUCCAGUAGACCAGUAGUGAACUGAUGUCAUUCAGAUGUAGCGAUUGAGUAGAACAAGGUUGGACUGCAGUGGGGUUAGGCUCAAAGUGAAGACGACACGUUUGUGCCUUCUCCCAGCGGAGAAGUAGCUUUCCAUUUCCUCCCAUGUUGCCUGGAGUUUCUUUCUAUUCCCAUCUUUAAACAAGUGCGGUGCCAGUCUGUUCUGUGUGUGGAGAUAAUGGGACACUCAGAACCUGGACAGUAGGUGUCUCCUGGCAGUUCUGAAGCAGCCUCGCUGCUUUUGAGACUUGGGUUCCAGGACAGCUGCUCCUGACUGGUGUGUGCGUUGCUCCCUCCAUGGAAAAAGCCUGUGUUGCAUUUCACCUCAGGGUGUCCGAUGCAACAGUCACUUCGGCCUCCAGGGAGAAGUGGCAUUGUUUCCACCAGAGCCAUUGCGUGCGUGCGUUCUUGCGUGCGUGCGUGCGUGCGUGCGUACGUAUGGCGAGUGGUGGGAGCAUUCGUUGCUUGCUUGAUUGGAAUCUCUAUUUGUUUGCUUGCCUUUAGUAAUUCUGGCUUCCUGGAGGGCAGUGGAGUAAAUUAAUAAACCCCAAUAUUUUACCUUGGAGUAACUUUCUGUGGCGCACUGUUUCUCAGUGCUAGAGUGGCAUCUGUUACUGAUCUCUUAGGCCACUCAGGCACACUGUAGUUUUAAUUGCACUGUAGAAGAGUUGGCGAUUCACAGCUUGGAGUUAGUUAGGACUAUGACUCUGCUUAGCCUCAGAGUUCAUGUUGGACCUUAUCAGAAAGGGUGCAAAGAGUGGACUGGAAGGGCAGUGUCUCUGACAACUGACAUCCAGUCUCCAGGAAUGUGAUGCCCUCAAUCUAACUGUGGGUGUUUACGUCCCUGGGGAGCACUGUCCCCAGCACAGUGCUCCAGAGAGCACAGCAAUGCCUUCCCAGCACAACCCCUGAAGGCUUCUCUCAGGCUUAUCAAACACCUCUCUCCUGGCUAAGUGACCCUCGGAUAACCCUGGUAAGCUCUCUAGCACUGUGCCAUGGGCACAGUAGUGUUGAGGACAGUCUCUGGCCCAAUGCUGAGAACAGUAGACAUCUGUGUUUCCUGUCUUGUGGGUGCACGGGUUAAAGUAGAUUAUUUCCUUCUCCAUAACCCAGAGCCUCUAGUGUUUAGACCCUCACUCCUUACAGUCUCUGGGCCCAUCCUUAGAUCUGAAGAUCCCUUCAGACAUCUGAGCAAAGUAGACAACACUGGGAUGGUAAGGGGUAGACCCCAAACUCCUGAAGCCCCA